AUGAAAGAUGAAGAGGUCUCCCGACUACUCCACCGAAAAUCUGACAUAUCAAGUGUCGACACCCAUCGAAAUACAGCUUUACACAAGGCAACUAUUAAAGGAAAUAGAGAAAUAGCCCAUAUACUUCUCGAGAAAGGCGCCAACCCUCGUCUAAGGGGAAAUGAUGGGAGAACGCCCUUGCAAAUAGCAGUACAGGACGGAAACAAGCCGAUGGUUAGUUUACUUCUCGCGGGAGGUGCCGAUACUUCAACAAGAAGCCGAGAUCAUGAUCGAUUGACAGUCCUACACGAAGCUGUAUUAAAUGGAGAUGAGGGAAUGGUUGCUCUGCUCCUUGGAGCAGGUGCUGAUACUUUAGCACGUUCCAAGUCCGGACUGACGGUACUGCACCUGGCGGUACAACGAAAGAAUAUAGCAAUACUCGAUUUACUUCUCAGGACAGGUGUUGAAGUCUCGGCACGCUCUAAUUUUGGGAUGACCGCACUACACUUCGCGGUUCAACACGGGAUUGUGGAGAUUGUCGAUUUGCUGCUUAAAGCAGGUGCUGACACUUCCGGGACGUGCUCAAACAUAACGAGGGCAAUACUGGACGAAGCAGUAACACUUAGGAACAUAGAGACGGUUAGAUUGCUUCUUAAAUCAGGCGCCGUCCCCUCAGAACAGACCCUCGCCUGUUUUUCAAAGAUCUUAUCUGAAGUAAUAAGAUAUGGCGACUUGGAAAUAUUCGAUUUGCUCGUCAAAGCAGGUGCUGACACUUCCAAGAUGGACUCAAAGACGAAGGGAAGCUUGCUAAAAAGAGCAGUAGCACUUAGAAAUAUAGAGUUGGUCAGAUUGCUUCUUAAAUCAGGCGCCGUUCCCUCAGAACAGACCCUCGCCUGUUUUUCUGGGGUCUUCACUGGAGAAAUAAGAGAUGGCGACUUGGAAAUAUUCAAUUUGCUCAUCAAAGCAGGUGCUGAAGUUUCCAAGAUGGACUCAGACACAAAGAGUAAGUUGCUGGACGAGGCAGUAGGACUUGGGGACAUAGAGUUGGUCGGAUUGCUCCUUAAAUCAGGCGCCGUUCCCUCAAGGCGGCCCCUCACCUGUUUUUCUUUACGGGUGAAAAAGAGAUGGCGACUCGGAAAUAUUCCAUUUGCUCGUCAAAGCAGGUGCUGA
Morchella importuna is the source of this 1149-nucleotide messenger RNA. RefSeq lists its product as uncharacterized. The record is from RefSeq and is a predicted model, not a curated record. Gene Ontology annotation, molecular function: protein binding. Bases 1 to 1149 code for a protein of 382 amino acids. NCBI's taxonomy places the organism in Eukaryota, Fungi, Ascomycota, Pezizomycetes, Pezizales, Morchellaceae. Gene Ontology annotation, cellular component: cytoplasm. The transcript has a single exon.